This is a messenger RNA of Zychaea mexicana, 3192 nucleotides long. RefSeq names its product glycosyl hydrolases family 38 N-terminal domain-containing protein. The transcript has 30 exons. Gene Ontology annotation, biological process: oligosaccharide catabolic process; mannose metabolic process. Gene Ontology annotation, molecular function: carbohydrate binding; alpha-mannosidase activity. Lineage: Eukaryota; Fungi; Mucoromycota; Mucoromycetes; Mucorales; Lichtheimiaceae. Bases 1 to 3192 code for a protein of 1063 amino acids. Gene Ontology annotation, cellular component: fungal-type vacuole membrane. The record is from RefSeq and is a predicted model, not a curated record.
AUGGCUACACCAGCAGUUGAUAAUACACCUCGUGUACCGAGUGACAUUGCGCGAUCGCGCGUCGCCAACUUUUUGUCGGCCGGUAGCAACUUUUAUACAAUGGGCAUCCAUCGUGGGCUGUGGGUACACCGACACUCAGGUGCACCACAUGUUGAGCUGAGCGUAUAUAGCGUCCCUGAUCUCAAGCGAGUCCCUUUCAAGGAUGCAGUGUCACAAACAUUUAAAAAAGUGGACCAACAUGAACGCAAUUAUGGUCCGAGUUGGGCGACUCACUGGUUCAAAAUCGCAACGACAAUUCCCAAUAUUAUGAACGGAAAAACUGUAGUAUUUCAAUGGGAUAUGGGUUGUGAAGGAAUGGUAUGGACGACCGAUGGGAUCCCUAUGCAAGGUUUGACAGGAGGAGAUGGACAAGAACGACACGAGUACAUUGUGACAAAGAAAGCCAAGGCGGGUGAACGCCAUACAUUUUACAUUGAAGCAGCAUGCAAUGGAAUGUUUGGUGUCGGAGAUAGUGCCAUGGUACCCGAUCCGAAUCGUUAUUUCUCAAUCAAAACAGCCGAUCUUGUUGUCCCAGACUACGAAGUGCAGGAUUUGUAUUAUGACCUGGACAUUAUCAAAGGCAUUGCCUAUGACACGCAGAACGAAAGUCCACGUGCUCGUGAAGCCGUGUGGGUGAUCAACGAAGUGAUCAAUCAGUUUAUUCUCAAAGACCGUGGGUCAAUCAAGCGUUGCAAAGCCCUCACAUCUGAAUUUCUAUCUGUUCGUAACGGUCAGCCAAAGGGUCAGCAUCAAAUCACGGCAAUUGGCAAUUGCCAUAUAGACACGGCUUGGCUCUGGCCUUAUGACGAAACAAAACGCAAAAUUGCAAGAUCGUGGUCUACACAAGUCGACUUGAUGGAUCGCUAUCCGGGAUACAUUUUUACAGGUUCGCAGACCCAACAAUACGAAUGGUUGAGCGAACUUUAUCCAUCCGUUUUUGAAAAGAUCAAAGAAAAGGAAAAAGUCGGCCAAUGGGAAAUUAUAGGAGGAAGCUGGGUUGAGCAUGACACAAACAUGCCUAGUGGUGAGUCGCUGUGUCGACAAAUGGUUCUCGGACAACGUUAUUUUGAGAAACAUUUUGGAAAACGCGCCAAAAUUUUCUGGCUUCCAGAUUCAUUCGGCUAUUCCUCGCAGCUUCCUCAAGUCCUCAAGCUCUCCGGUUGUGAUUACUUUUUUACCCAAAAGCUAUCAUGGAAUAACAUCAACAAGUUUCCACUCACCACAUUUUGGUGGACUGGUAUUGAUGGAACAAACAUCUUAUCUCAUUUGACACCAGCAGACACGUAUGGCGCUUCUGUUACUGUUGCUGAGCUGACAAAAUGCACGAAAAAUAACCAUGACCUUGAAUACUCGAAUGAAAGCUUGCUCUGUUAUGGACAUGGCGAUGGUGGUGGUGGACCUACUCCAGAAAUGCUUGAGCGAUUGUCUCGCUUGAAGGAUGUGGAUGGGCUUCCGAUGGUUAAAUCCGGCAAGGUGCUCGACUUUUUCCAAGGGAUUGAAAAGCAUUCUCGUGGUCUGCAAUCAUACAAUGGAGAACUGUAUCUCGAAUUCCAUCGUGGAACGUACACCACUCAAGCACUUGUGAAACGUGGUAACCGUAUAUCUGAAUUUUUGAUUCGAGACGUCGAGAUCUUGAGUACCAUGGCAACAAUAUUAGCAAAAUCUAGCAAUAAGAAGGCGGAGGACAGUUAUGCCUAUCCGAUCAACGAUUUGGAGUGGAUGUGGAAACUUUUAUGUUUGAAUCAAUUCCACGACUGUUUGCCAGGAUCGGCCAUUGGUCUUGCCUUUAAGGACGUUCACAAGCAUCAUCGCGAAAUCAUAUCCGCAUCACUGUCGUUGCGCCACAAAGCCCAGUCUGCUAUUAUUGAUCUUCGAGCUCUUUCUGAUGACGAUAAAAUACAAGAAGGUUUGGUUGCGUUCAACACGGUACCUUGGGAAAGAACUGAGGUAAUCGAAGUACCUCGUGUGCGAAGCGUUCCAGGCCUUGGUGCAGCGGGAUAUGUGGCACACACACCAGACAUUCCUACCAUCGAUGCGGAAAUUGGUGCAAAAGCUUACAAGGACGAUGAUGGUGGUUAUUUUAUCCUGGAAAACCAAAAUUUGAAGGCAACCUUUAAUCAUGAUGGACAGCUUGUACACUUGGUGGAUAAGAAGGAGCCAGAAAGACAACUUAUUCCCAAUGGAGCCAGGGGAAAUGUUCUCAAGCUUUACGAGGAUGUGCCCAUUUACUGGGAUGCAUGGGAUGUUGAGAUUUACCACUUGCAAAAGUGGAAACCUAUCGAAGGUGAAGCCAGUAUCAAGAUUGUUUCCGAGGGUCCAUUGAAAGCCGAGCUUCACUUCCGUCAAACAAUAUCUGACAAGUCGUGGAUCGAGCAAACGAUUAGCCUGACCUGUUUGUCUGAGCGCCUAGAGUUCAGCAAUUUUGUUGACUGGCACGAAGCACAUCAAUUUCUGAAAGUGGAAUUUGUUUGGGACCUAGUGAGCGAUUAUGCCACCUAUGAGAUUCAAUACGGCGUUUUGCGACGACCCACUCAUUACAACACAACCGUGGAUUCAGCAAAGUUCGAAGUGUGUGGACACAAGUUUGCCGAUUUAUCUGAAGCCAACUAUGGUGUCGCAUUGAUGAACAAUUGCAAAUACGGAUACGCGACCCAUGGAAACACACAGCGACUUUCGCUCUUGCGUUCACCAAAAGGGCCAGAUGAAAACGCCGAUAUGGGUGAGCACAAGUUCAAGUACGCAAUCUAUCCGCACCAAGGACACUUUAACGCUUCCAAUGUCGUUCGCGAGGCUAUUGAUUUUAACGUCCCUCUGUCGCUUCGUUAUGCGGAAGAUCAGAGAGUUAGAUCUGGCACAGUCUUGCGGCCUUUGUUCCAAGUGGAUCCUCCCACUCAAAUCAUUCUCGAUACCAUUAAACCCGCAGAAGACGAUCAGGGCAAAGGCAAAGUGCUGGUGCUACGCUUGUAUGAAGCAUAUGGUGGAAAGGCCACUGCACUACUUAAGAGCCGUUUGAGUAUCAAACGUAUCCUUGUGACAAACGUGCUCGAAGAUGAUUCGGACCAGGAACUACCCCGCGCUGAUGAAGCUGGUUCGUUUAAGCUCGCUUUGCGUCCUUUCCAAAUUUUAACCUUGAAGGUGCAAUUGUCGGCGUAA